CUCGUAUCAUAUUGCGAUUUAUCAAUAAUCAAUCCAUAUAUUUUUUAAAUGAACGCACCACCAACAUUUGAAUCUUUUUUACUUUUUGAAGGGGAAAAAAAAAUAAUAUUCUACAAAGAUACAAAAGUUCCAAAUGCCGCUAUUUUUACUAUCAAUAAAGAAGAUCACACCUUAGGAAAUAUAUUGAGAAUGCAGCUUCUUAAAGACCCUCAAGUUAUAUUUGCCGGUUACAAAUGCCCCCAUCCUCUAGAUCACAAGGUAAUAUUAAGAAUUCAAACAACCUCAAAUUAUACCCCUUAUGAUGCUUUUACUAAUGCAAUUACAGAUUUAGUAAGUGAAUUAUCACUAAUGGAAGAAAGAUUUAAAGAAGCAAUCAAAGAAAAACAAGAAGGUUAUGAAUAGAUAAUAUCAUGCUUCAUCAUUUUGUAAUUUUUAUCUAUAUAUUGUACAUAUUAUUUUUAAAUCCAAAUUUAUAUGUG
Molecule: messenger RNA, 479 nt
Organism: Gordionus sp. m RMFG-2023
Lineage: Eukaryota; Metazoa; Nematomorpha; Gordioida; Chordodea; Parachordodidae
Product: DNA-directed RNA polymerase II subunit RPB11-a-like
Exons: 4
Coding region: 49-402 (117 amino acids)
Biological process (GO): transcription by RNA polymerase II
Cellular component (GO): RNA polymerase II, core complex
Molecular function (GO): DNA binding; protein dimerization activity
Source: RefSeq, a predicted model, not a curated record